Molecule: messenger RNA, 2285 nt
Organism: Penaeus vannamei (Pacific white shrimp)
Lineage: Eukaryota; Metazoa; Arthropoda; Malacostraca; Decapoda; Penaeidae
Source: RefSeq, a predicted model, not a curated record
AGGGAAAGGAGGCCCAUUAGUGAGAAGGGGAGUUCAACUUGGGAAUGAAGAAUGCAUGGCUGCAAUGGUCAGAUACAUCCCAGUUCCAGAUGGCCUCCACCAUGCAGUAGGAACAUACCCCAUGAUGGGCACAGGCCCACCAGGAAAAGGGACCCCAUCAAGAAAGAUGAAUGGAUAUCUUAAUAAAGGGCGAGGACACUCAGGUUGGGGUGGGCCGUACCACCAGCAUCCCUCAAGACAGGGGAGGGUCACAAGGUGGUCAUACUACCAUGAGGGGGAUGUUGAGGUUCCAGAGAUUUGUGUUUACUCAAUUGAGAAUCGCUGCAUGCAUGAAGCUACUGGAUGUGUGAGACUCCAUGCAAAGUGUACUUCACAGUGGCAGCUGAUGGAUAAAGGCCGUUGGUAUAACUUCCGUAAUUUUCAUUCAAUAGAGAUUGAGACAGCAUUUGAGGAUGUGACAAAAGAUAGAGUGAGUCUCAGCAUUGUAAAUCCAGCCAUGCUAGGUAAGGCUGGUCAAGGUAUGCUUAAACUUAUGGGAACAUUUCAGUGGGAAGUAGACUUUAAUGUUAUGGUUUUGAAAAGAUCUGAUGGCAAAAGGAACUUUAAGAUUCGAAGGGUGUCAACUCAGUCUGCAGCUAUCUCCAAGAGUGCCAAAGCCACAACCUUUGAAUGGUACUUCUUAGAUGCAAACAGUAAAUGGAUAAAGUAUGGACAAGUAGACACACUUGGCAGGGCUGACAUGGUAACACAAAUAAUGAGUGAAGAGAUUGAAUCAAAGUUUAUAUCAGGACCAGACACAGCUAUUUUGUUCAGUAACUCCAAAUUUCAGUAUCAGUUGGACUUCACAGCAAUGACACAAACAAAUCUAUCGACAGGAAAAGUAAGGGUUGUUCGUAGGAGACCUGUAAAGAAACAAAGCACGAAACAUAAUUCAAAAACAACUGGACAAAAUAGCAACACAAAUCAGGAGUUUCCAGGAACAUGGGAUAAAAUGAGUGAUGGAGAUAGGGUGACUUUAGUUGCUCUAAAUGAAACUAGUCAGGAGUACAGAGAUGUUAUGUCAAGCAUUCUUUCAACCAUCCCUAAUGUGAGACCAUUCAGCAUCAAGCGAAUACAAAGCCCUUUUCUGUGGAGACCCUUCAAGAACAAAGAAAAAGAACUUGCUAUCAAAUAUGGAGGAGAUAAAAAGCUCAAUGUACAGAAGCUUUUCCAUGGAACCAAAUCGGAAUAUGUUGAUAACAUCUGCAGAGAAAACUUUGAUUGGCGACAUCAUGGCUCAAAUAUUAGCCAGUUGUACGGACAGGGAACCUACUUCUCGAAUAGCGCUGCCUUUGCUCAUGGUUAUAGCACUCCAGAUGCCUUUGGACAUCGAUUUCUCAUGGUAGCUGAAGUUAUUAUUGGACAGAUAGCUAAAGGGGAUCCAUCCAUGAAAAGGCCUCCAAAGAAUCCAACUACAGGAGAACUUUAUGACACUACAGUAGAUAAUGUAAAUUCCCCAAAGGUCUUUGUAAAAUAUGACAAGCAGGAAUAUUGUCCUUAUUAUAUCAUAGAGCUCUCCUAGGUAAUUUGAAAAGGAAAAACUAAGAUAAUAGAUUUACUGAUUUCUUACAGUUAAUAUGAAGCUAUAAACUAAAUUAUAUUACAUUUGUCUAGGAACCACUUUUCAUUUUCAUCAUCUGAUAUUCUUUUCAGAAAUAUAUAACCAUUGAAAAAUAUAAACCUUUUAUAGAUAUGUAAUUAUUGAUGAUUGUAUAAGCUAUUACUAAUGAGGGUAGUAAGAGGCAUCUCUCAUACUUUGAAUGAAAAUUUAUGUAGUCAGUCGAACUCUUGAAGUAUUUGUACCUGCAGUUGUAAAAUCAGUACAUGUUAAUUGAUUAUGUUUGCAUUUAUUUCCACAAAUUUACGCAAAUGAUGAUGUAGUUUUUUAGGACUUUAUGUUAGCACUGUAAUCUAAAUAAUUCAAAGUGAGAUGGUUAGACUGAUCUAAAGUGUGUGCAUGUUCACCUUACUUUUAAAAAAUGGCAGUUUAGUGUACUGUUUCAGAUACAUUAAAAUCACUGAUGUAGAAGAAGUAGAUAUUUUGAUGAAGGCAUUGUAUAAAUACAGUUUUGCAGUUUUUUUCUGUAAAUGUUAGAAGUUUUUUUUUCAAAGUCGUUUUUAACAUAAAUAUAUAGGAUAACACAUUGUAGAAAUAGGAAUACAGAGUUGAUUUGUUACUAUUAUUUAUUAUAAUCAUUACUAUUAUUAUAAUGGUGAUAAUAAUAAUAAUUAUUAUGAUUAUUACA